Molecule: messenger RNA, 700 nt
Organism: Racocetra persica
Lineage: Eukaryota; Fungi; Glomeromycota; Glomeromycetes; Diversisporales; Gigasporaceae
Source: the annotation of a GenBank genome assembly
AAUAUCAAAGUGGCUUUUUAUAUAGAUCUGUUCUUCCAGACAGUUUUCGAUCUGCCACGAUGAUAAAAGAAUUUAAAAACGUUCAUGAUAGUUCUAGCCUACCCUCAAAUACAAAAUUCUUGGUCGUAAGUGCCAUUAGAGCUUUGGUUCAGCAUAACUCUAAAUACGGGUCUCUAGAUUGGACUACAAUGUUUGCACUUGCGCCUAAGUUUGAUACAUCAUACUCAUUUAUUGAUUCAAUUGAAAUAUAUGAUUAUAAAAGAUUACCCGACAAUUUCUUAAAACUAUUAGAAGUAUUAAAACCUAGCAUUAACGAACUUAAUAACCUUGAUGCACUAGAUAGAAUGAUGAAUAAACUCAUUAGGAUGUCAUAUGAUUUUGAAAGUCUCGCAUAUCUGCAGGAAUGUUUUAAAGAAUUAAAAGAUUGCGACUAUUUCUCUUACGAAAUUCGCAAAAAACUUUUAGAAUUGCUUAAAGAAAAGAAGCUAUGUUGGAAUGAUAAAAAUGUCGCCUCACUUCGAAAGUUUCUUAACGAACCUAAUUUGAGGUGGCAUAAUAGAGAAUAUGUUUGCAUACUCGAAACAAUUGCUGAAUCAGAUCAAAUAAGUUUAUUGGAAUCUUUUCCGGAAAUUUUUAGAUAUAUAUUGGGAUUGAAUUCGAUCACAAUUCAAAAAGAACUUGAACAUACGUCAAUCAAAUG